Molecule: messenger RNA, 186 nt
Organism: Gongylonema pulchrum
Lineage: Eukaryota; Metazoa; Nematoda; Chromadorea; Rhabditida; Gongylonematidae
Source: the annotation of a GenBank genome assembly
GAUGAGCUGCGAUGCUUGCAACGGAUAUCUGUCUCGCGGCGAGACUUCGACGUGAGCCGCAGACGGCCAGGUGGCCCAUACGUUGAAUCGUUUUAUGUGGACUGUAACAGGAAAGUGCACGAAGGUUCGAAAUGGCAGUGGAGUCGCGGAGAUAAAGAAAAGGAAAGCCCUGUUCCGACACUGUAA